CCCAGUGUGGAGAAAGAUCCAGAACAAUGUACGUUGUUAAACAUGAACAUCAGAUCAGUUUGAAGGGGACAUAUGAACGUGUGACUGAAGGAGCUGAUCAAACAGGAAGUGGAACCCUCCUCAACAGGAUCUUCACUGAGGUCUACAUCACAGAUGCACUGAGUGAAGAAGUUAAUACCCAACAUGAGGUGAGGCAGCUCGAGACAGCUUCCAAGAUGGAGACCCUCCAUGACUCUGCAAUCAAGUGCAGAGACAUCUUUAAAGCCUUACCUGACCAACAGAAACACAUCAGAGUCGUUAUGAUGAUCGGCGUCGCUGGCGUUGGAAAAACCUUCUCAGUGCAGAAGUUCUGUCUGGACUGGGCCGAGGGUUUGGAAAACCAAGAUGUGGAUCUGGUGAUUCCUCUUUCCUUCAGGGAGCUGAACUUGAUCAAAGAUGAGCAGUACAGUCUUCUGGUGCUGCUCCGUGUUUUCCAUCCAUCGUUACAGGAGGUCCCAGCAGAGCAGCUCGCUGGCUCUAAACUUCUCUUCAUCUUUGAUGGCCUGGAUGAAAGCAGACUUUACCUGGAUUUCAACAACAAUGAGGCUGUUUCUGAUGUCACACAGAAGUCAUCAGUCAACGUGCUGUUGACAAACCUCAUCCAGGGGAAGCUGCUUCCCUCGGCUCUCGUCUGGAUAACUUCCCGACCUGCAGCAGCCAAUCAGAUCCCUCCUGCGUGUGUUGACAGGGUAACAGAAGUACGAGGCUUCACUGAUGACCAGAAGGAGGAGUACUUCAGGAAGAGAGUCAGUGAUGAAGAGCUGUCCAGCAGAAUCAUCUCCCACAUCAAGACCUCCAGGAGCCUCCACAUCAUGUGUCUGAUCCCAGUCUUCUGCUGGAUCACUGCUACAGUUCUGGACCACAUGUUGACUACAGACCAGAGAGGAGAGCUGCCCAAGACCCUGACUGACAUGUACUCACACUUCCUGCUGGUUCAGACAAAGAGGAAGAAGCUCAAGUAUGCUGAGGGACAUGAGACGAGUCCACAGGAGCUGACGGAGGCUGACAGGGAAGUUCUUCUGAAGCUGGGGAGGCUGGCGUUUGAACAGCUGAAGAAAGGAAACAUCAUGUUCUACCAAAAAGACCUGGAGCGCUGUGGUCUGGAUGUCACAGAGGCCUCGCUGUACUCAGGAGUUUGUUCAGAGAUCUUCAAAAGAGAGAGUGUGAUCUUCCAGAAAACAGUCUACUGCUUCGUUCAUUUGAGCGUUCAGGAGUUUCUGGCUGCAGUCUACCUGUUCCACUGUUACACCAACAGGAACACAAAGGUACUGGAGGACUUCCUGGGGAAAGGCGGCUGGGACUGUGACAACAGUGAUCUGAACAAUGGAAAUGAUAACAAUUACCCAUCCCUGGAUAUCUUCCUGAAGAAAGCCAUGGAGAAAUCCCUGAGGAGUAAAAAUGGCCACCUGGACCUGUUUGUCCGCUUCCUUCAUGGCCUCUCUCUGGAGUCCAACCAGAGACUCUUAGGAGGCCUGCUGGGUCAGACAGACAACAGUCCAGAAAUCAUCCAGAGAGCCAUCAACAACCUGAAGGAGAAGAAGACCAAAAUGUCUCCUGACAGAAGCAUCAACAUCUUCCACUGUCUGACGGAGAUGAACGACCACUCAGUCCAUCAGGAGAUCCAAGAGUUCCUGAAGUCAGAGAACAGAUCAAAGAAGAAACUCUCUGUGAUCCACUGCUCAGCUCUGUCCUACAUGCUGCAGAUGUCAGAGGAGGUUCUGGAUGAGUUGGACCUAAGACAGUACAACACAUCACAGGAGGGACGACUGAGACUGAUUCCAGCUGUGAGGAACUGCAGAAAGGCUCGAUUGGAGAACUGCGGUUUGUCAGAGAUCAGCUGUGCUCCUCUUGCCUCAGCUCUGAAGUUCAACCCCUCCCAUCUGAAAGAGCUGGACCUGACAAACAACAAGAACCUGAAGGAUUCAGGAGUGAAGCAGCUGUGUGCUGGAUUGGAGAGUCCAAACUGUAGACUGGAGACUCUGAGAUUGGAGGGCUGCGGUUUGUCAGAGAUCUGCUGUGCUCCUCUGGCCUCAGCUCUGAAGUCAAACCCCUCCCAUCUGAGAGAGCUGGACCUGAGUAACAACUAUAACCUGAAGGAUUCAGGAGUGAAGCGUCUGUGUGCUGGAUUGGAGAGUCCAAACUGUAGACUGGAGACUCUGAGAUUGGAGGACUGCGGUUUGUCAGAGAUCAGCUGUGCUGCUCUGGCCUCAGCUCUGAAGUCCAACCCCUCCCAUCUGAAAGAGCUGGACCUGACCUACAACGAGAACCUGAAGGAUUCAGGAGUGAAGCAGCUGUGUGCUGGAUUGGAGAGUCCAAACUGUAGACUGGAGACUCUGAGAUUGUGGGGCUGCGGUUUGUCAGCGAUCAGCUGUGCUGCUCUGGUCUCAGCUCUGAAGUCCAACCCCUCCCAUCUGAAAGAGCUGAACCUCUGGGGCAACAACCUGAAGGAGUCAGACGUGAAGCAGCUGUGUGAUCUGAAGGAGAGUCCAGACUGGAGACUGGAGACUCUGGAAUGGGAGUGAUCUCUGUCAGAGAGAUCAGGAGGAGGAUGUUGGAGGACCAGCUGAGUCCUGAUGAUCCCGAGAGCUUGAAGCAGCAGCAGCACCUCUAACUGGGCCAUGUUACUGGGAGGUAGAGUGGAGAGACUGACGGAGGCUCUGCACGCUUCCACAUUAGCAACGCCACGUGGCCAUGAAAGAAGGAUGUCGGGCGAGCUGAUUGGCCGACAUUAGCCUCUCUGGGUCAGUGACGGGGGCUCUGUCUCCAUCAGAAUCAGCUGACUCAGCAUACGUCAGACUACAGAGUGGAGCCAAGUGUGGAAAGCAUAUGUUUGCUAACAUUUCACAUUUUCACAUCAAUGGUAAACUUGACUGUCGUCGCUGCAGGACAGUCAGCUGUUAGUCUGAUAAACUUAACUGCCCCGCCCACUGAAACAACCGUUACCUCACAGAGACCUUUACCCCCCCUCAACCGUUACCUCACAGGUUGGAAAUAGUAGUAAAUCAGUGCUGGAUUAUAUUUCUGUAUAUUUGUUCUUUCUUCUGUAUGUUUACCUUCUUAUUUCAUAUGAAUCAUUACAUCCUGUAUCACUGUAAUAAAAGUAUGAAAAUGGGGAUCAACUCAA
This is a messenger RNA of Perca flavescens (yellow perch), 3163 nucleotides long. RefSeq names its product NACHT, LRR and PYD domains-containing protein 3-like. Lineage: Eukaryota; Metazoa; Chordata; Actinopteri; Perciformes; Percidae. The record is from RefSeq and is a predicted model, not a curated record. The coding region runs from base 27 to 2561 and encodes 844 amino acids. Gene Ontology annotation, molecular function: protein binding. The transcript is spliced from 7 exons.